ACCACAACUGCCGCCCCAACAACAACCACAACUGUGGCAUCAACCACAGCUGCUCCAACAACAACCACAACUGCACCCACAACCGCAGCUCCUCCAACAACAACCACAGCUGCUCCCACAACAACCACAGCUGCCCCAACAACAACCACUUCUGCGCCAACAACAACCACAACUGCACCCACAACCACAGCUGCUCCAACAACAACCACAACUGCCGCCUCAACAACAACCACAGCUGCUCCCACAACAACCACAACUGCUGCCCCAACAACAACCACAACUGCACCCACAACCACAGCUGCUCCAACAACAACCACAACUGCCUCCCCAACAACAACGACAACUGUGGCAUCAACCACAACUGCUGCAAUAACCACAGCUGCUCCGACAACAACCACAGCUGCCCCAACAACAACCACAGCUGCCCCAACAACAACCACAACUGCACCCACAACCACAGCUGCUCCCACAACAACCACAACAGCUGCUCCAACAACAACCACAACUGCACCCACAACCACAGCUGCUCCAACAACAACCACAACAGCUGCUCCAACAACAACUACAGCUUCCCCAACAACAACUACAACUGCCGCGACAACAACCACAGCUGCCCCAACAACAACC
Pelmatolapia mariae (spotted tilapia) is the source of this 627-nucleotide messenger RNA. Its product is annotated as integumentary mucin C.1-like. The record is from RefSeq and is a predicted model, not a curated record. The transcript has a single exon. The annotation marks the transcript as partial. NCBI's taxonomy places the organism in Eukaryota, Metazoa, Chordata, Actinopteri, Cichliformes, Cichlidae.